Papaver somniferum (opium poppy) is the source of this 1927-nucleotide messenger RNA. RefSeq names its product gallate 1-beta-glucosyltransferase-like. Gene Ontology annotation, molecular function: UDP-glycosyltransferase activity. Lineage: Eukaryota; Viridiplantae; Streptophyta; Magnoliopsida; Ranunculales; Papaveraceae. The transcript has a single exon. The record is from RefSeq and is a predicted model, not a curated record. The coding region runs from base 154 to 1776 and encodes 540 amino acids.
CACUUCAGUCUAUUCAACAAAAUCUAUAUAAUCGUCAACCUCUGAUAAUGCAAAAUACAAACUCACAAGACCUUUCUUUUCUCUCAUUUCAUACGAGGGAAAAAUUUAGCCGAAUUUGUUAAAAUAAUCGAUUGGAAAAACACAUGUCAAAACAUGAUUUGUCCCCCGUGCCCCCGUCAUAAAACGCCCCCAUCAAAAAUUUACUCCCAUAGGAGAGUAUCCAUCCAUCCACAUUAUUUCCAGAAAGAAAAUCAGGAGCUAGGCACACCAUUAAUGGAGUGCAAGAAGUCUAACCUUCAUGUAUUAUUGGUUUCCUUUCCUGCCCAAGGUCAUAUUAACCCUCUUCUCAGGUUAGCAAAAUGUCUUGCUUCAAAGGGUCUUCUAGUCACCUUCUCCACAACUGAAACUAUCGGUCAUAUGAUGAAAGAAGCAACUAACACAAAGAGCACCAACAUAGGUCAGGGUGAGCUUCGUUUUGAGUUCUUCUCUGAUGGUUGGGAGAUCGAUGAACCACAGCGAGCCAAUCUUGCUACCUGGAUGCACCAGCUGAAAACUGCCGGACGUGAAUCAUUUAUUGAACUCAUCAAUCGACAAUCCGAAACGGGUAAACCUGUUUCCUGCAUAAUCAACAACCCAUUUGUUCCAUGGGCAACUGAUGUUGCCGCAGAACUUGAAAUCCCUUGUGCUGUAUUAUGGGUUCAAUCCUGCGCUGUUUACUCCAUUUACUACAAUUUUCAACACCAACUUGCUAGUUUCCCAAAUCCUGAUCAGAGAGACAUGGUGCUUGAUUUGCCUAGUUUGCCUUCUCUGGAAUUCGAUGAUAUACCCGACUUUUUAACGUUGAAUCCUUUCGAUUCUUUGAGGAAGGUAAUAUUAAGUCAGUUUAAGAACCUCGACAAAGCUUUUUGUGUGUUGGUUGAUUCAUUCGAAGAACUAGAACGUGAAACUAUCGAAGUUAUGUCUCGUAUAUCAGCUCCGAUCAAACCCGUUGGUCCUUUGUUUAGAUCCACAAAAAAUGCUAGUGUUAGAGGAGAUAUCUGGAAGGCUACAGACGAUUGUCUUCAAUGGCUAGACUCUCAGUCUCCAAAUUCAGUCGUCUACGUUUCUUUUGGCAGUGUAGUAGCUCUAUCCAGUGAGCAACUCCAGGAAUUAAGUGCAGGUCUGUUAAAAUCCGGGACACCGUUUUUAUGGGUCGUUAAAACCCCACCACCAGACAUGGGUUCUAAACCGGAAUUACCUCAAGGUUUCAAAGAAGAAGCGGAAGGAAAGGGAAUGGUGGUAGAAUGGUGUCCACAAGAACAAGUUUUAGCUCACUCAGCCGUAUCAUGUUUCAUAACUCACUGUGGAUGGAAUUCUUCCAUGGAGUGUUUAACUUCAGGUGUUCCGGUCGUUGCAUUUCCUCAAUGGGGUGAUCAGAAUACAAACGCCAAGUUCUUGAUCGAUGUUUAUGGAGUUGGAAUAAGAGCGAAGAAAACUCCAACAGGAAAGAACGGAGCACCAGUGGUAACUAGAGAUGAAGUGGAGAGGUGUAUCUUUGAAGUUACAAAAGGUGCUAACGCGGAAGAGAUAAAGAAAAACGCAGUAAAAUGGAAGGAAGCAGCUGAGGCUGCGGUGGCUGAUGGUGGUUCUUCUCAUCGGAAUAUCGAAUUGUUUGUAGAUGAUAUCCAACGAAUGGCAUGUAAUAAGUCAGGAUUCAACGAUCAGAUAUCUCUCACAGCUGAAGAUGUUCAUACUCUCACAGCUGAAGAUGUUCGUACUAGUAUCAGUAUGCCUUAAAUUUUGUUUUUUGUUUUGGUGGAAUAGUAUGCCUCAAUUGACAACCCCUUAUUUUCUAUCUUAGCUUUUGUGGUUUUAAUAUGAACGUGCUAUAUAGUUGUAGUAUAUUUCUAGUCAAUAUCAAAAUUCUAUAUAGUUGAAACAGUGAAAA